Macrosteles quadrilineatus (aster leafhopper) is the source of this 665-nucleotide messenger RNA. It is a transcript of the gene mRpL23, whose product is annotated as 39S ribosomal protein L23, mitochondrial. Gene Ontology annotation, cellular component: ribosome; mitochondrial large ribosomal subunit. Gene Ontology annotation, molecular function: structural constituent of ribosome. Gene Ontology annotation, biological process: mitochondrial translation. Lineage: Eukaryota; Metazoa; Arthropoda; Insecta; Hemiptera; Cicadellidae. Bases 139 to 597 code for a protein of 152 amino acids. The transcript has 4 exons. The record is from RefSeq and is a predicted model, not a curated record.
CAAAAACCACAAACCCCAAAUUGGUAAAGUCGGCAAUAGACUAUUUUGUCAUUAUUGCAUUACAUUAGGCUAUCUUUGAUUUGAAAAUUUUGACUAUUCUUUCUGACUGGUAGUAGUAGUUCAAGAUACUUUACUUAAAUGUCGACUAGAUGGUAUCCAAUUUUUCAGAAGGGCAAUCCUCAACUUCGAGUAUACUUGCCGAAUUUUUUCAUGAAGCUUGUCAGGCCAGACUACAAGCAACCACCAAAUAUUGUCAAGUUUAUUGUUUCCAAUGAGAUGACAAAUCACGACAUUAGAAAUUACUUAGAAAAGAUAUAUAAAGUCAAAGUUGCUGAUGUCAGGUCAAAUAUUGUCACAGGAGAGUUCAAAACGGCCGGCAAAGAGAAUUACAUUGUGAAAGAUGACGACUACAAAACAGCCUAUGUCACCCUUCCUCUUGGAGAAACAUUUGAAUUUCCUAAACUAAUCUCCGAAACAAUAAAAGAAAAAGAAGAGAAGACACUGAAUGAUACUCAGAAAUCACUGAAGGAUAUUCAGAAAAAGUUUUUGGAAAAGAACAAAAAUAGGCAUGGUUUACCUGGGUGGUACAGCAUUUAGUAAUUUAAUGUCAUUGUUCAGUCUUCAGUGUUAUUAGUUAUAAUGUAAAUAAAACUCAUUAAUAUUUA